Messenger RNA from Chinchilla lanigera (long-tailed chinchilla), 2165 nucleotides. RefSeq names its product zinc finger protein 420-like. Gene Ontology annotation, biological process: regulation of transcription by RNA polymerase II. Lineage: Eukaryota; Metazoa; Chordata; Mammalia; Rodentia; Chinchillidae. The transcript is spliced from 4 exons. The record is from RefSeq and is a predicted model, not a curated record. Gene Ontology annotation, molecular function: RNA polymerase II cis-regulatory region sequence-specific DNA binding; DNA-binding transcription factor activity, RNA polymerase II-specific. Bases 2 to 373 code for a protein of 123 amino acids.
CAUGGUCCUGGGCUGCUUCCGGCUCGGUCUCCUCUUUGGGAGUCUCGGAUGGCUGUGUCAGAGCCAGGGUCCUGUCACCUGUGCGUGCUGGGAGAGCCACAAAGAGGACCCCGGCCACCAGGGCACGGAAAUGGCGCUGUUGACAUUCAGAGACGUGGUCAUUGAUUUCUCUGUGGAGGAAUGGGAAUGCCUGGACCCUGCUCAGCGAACUCUGUAUAGGGACGUGAUGUUAGAGAACUACAGAAACGUUUUCUCCCUGGGUCUCGCUGUCUCUAAGCCCCACCUGGUCACCUGUCUGGAGCAAAGCAGAGAUCCCUGGAAUGUGGAGACACAAAAGAGAGCAGCCGUACCUCCAGAUGGCCAACUCCUGUGACGUCCGCCACGGCUUCUCCCUGCAGUGAUCACCAGGACACUGAGAGUGACACGUCCUCCUCUAUCCCUGCGAGCCCUGCCCGAUCUGAUUGCUCUGCCCCUGCUUGUGUGUCCUCAUCCUCAUCCUGUCAUGUUUCUCCAGACUUCAGUGUCAGUCCCUUGUGAUGUGCUAAUGGCCUCAUUAAGAAGUUGCUCGAAUGCCCUUUACAUAUUUAAUAGAGUUGCUUUAUGAAUUACAGUGGACAUGUGUGAAAUUGGCGUGCACUGAGUGUCAGUAUUCACAGCGCCCGCUCUUCAUGUGUGUAUAGUUAGAGCCAAAAAGAAAGAUUUUGAGAAGUAGUACCUCAGUGUUUAUUCAGGAUUUUACCUUCUCUCCCUCCCUUUCUGUCUUUCUCUCUCUCAAUCCUAUUUCCUGUUUUUCACUCUUUAGAGUAUGUUUCCUCAGAUAGAUUAGUAAUGUUUUUAGUUUUUAUCCUAGAUAUUAUGAUUGAGUAGCAAUUUUAUUUUUGUGUAACAUCCUGUAUCUGAUGUGAGAAUUUUUGACUUGGAUUGUAUUUUACCUCAUAUGAUAGUUUUGUUUUAAAAUUUUUUUUGUAGAAUUAUGACAGCACUCUGCUCUCUUUUGGUCACUUUUCCAUGUAAUAUGCCAUCCUUUCACUUCGUUCUUUUUUGGGGUCUUUAGAUGUAAAAAGAAUCUCCAAUAGAUAGCAUAUAUUUGGAGUCUUUUAGCUUCAUUUUCAUUAGCUAACUUAUUGUUUUGAUUAGGAGUUGAAUCUACUUUACUUAAAUUACUGAAAAGGAAGAAAUUCAUAUUUCCCUUUUGUUAAUUGUUUUCUAUAUUUCCUGUAAUUGUUUUUCCUCUUUUUUCUUAUUACUUGAGUUUUGUGUCACUUAUUUCUAUAGAGAUGCACCUUGACGCCUGCCUCAUUUCCUUUUAUCUUACAGGGGUCUCCCUUGUGUCAUUACCAUGGGGAUUGUAUGAAGGUACUUUAAAAUUUAGGGGCAUUUUGAACUGGUAAAAUGCAGUUCCAUAUCACGGCUCUCUGUGCAUCUCAGUUUACGUGCUUCGUGUCACAGCCAUCCUUACAGUGUACACCAUCCGCCAGCAGGUGUCUGUGAUGGUUUUUUAUGCUUUCAUCUUUCAAAUUGCAUAGCGGACUUAAAGGUGUCUCAGGCAGCCUCAUUCAGUAAUUCAAAAUUGCUGGGUGCAGCAUUCUGGAUUGGUAGUUUUUGUUCGUUUAGCACUUCCCUGAUCUUUUCUGGGUUUCAAGGUUUCUGCAGAGAAAUCAGCUGGGAAUCACACUGGAGAAUCUUUGUAGAUGACACCUUACUUUUUUCUACAGUGCUCUCUCAGGCGUGUUUUCUGUGACUUUUGACACUUUGAUUUUAAUGUACUUUAGUUUAAAUCUCAUUCUGUUUAUCCUAGUGAGAGAUAAUUGAACUUCUUGAACUUGUCUCUUUUCUGCCUCACGUCUGAGGAUUUCUCAGGCAUUAUUUCUCAUUGAAUUCUUCAGCCACAGCAUUUCUAGUUUCUAUCUCUUUGCUAAUAUUCUCAUUUUCCUGGUUCAGUUAUCUACGUUUUGUUGAUCUAAUUCAGCACCUCCAAUGUGAUUAUUUUGAAUUAUUUAGAUAAUGCAGAUCUUUCACUUGGUCAGCGUCUCGUGUUUUGUUACCCUGAUUAGGUUGUGUUUCUGUGGUCCUUAGUUCAUGUGUGUUAUCAGUUGUUCUUGUUGUAGAUUAGUGCAGUUAUUAUGGAAAACAGUAUGAAAGCUGUUAGAAAUAGAACUAACUAU